This is a messenger RNA of Daphnia pulex (common water flea), 1901 nucleotides long. RefSeq names its product probable RNA-binding protein EIF1AD. The transcript is spliced from 3 exons. Gene Ontology annotation, biological process: translational initiation. Gene Ontology annotation, molecular function: translation initiation factor activity; RNA binding. NCBI's taxonomy places the organism in Eukaryota, Metazoa, Arthropoda, Branchiopoda, Diplostraca, Daphniidae. Gene Ontology annotation, cellular component: nucleus. The record is from RefSeq and is a predicted model, not a curated record. The coding region runs from base 1386 to 1877 and encodes 163 amino acids.
AGUUUGGGAGGUGCGGCGCACAGCUCAAAAAGUUUGAGCGAACGGCAAGACUGUGCUUAGUCUUUAUAGGUUUGGCUUGCUGUCUUAAUUGGUUUCCUCUCAAUAUUUUGCAAGCUAAUUAAAUUUAGGUAAAAUUACAAAAAAAAUGAUUUGGCCUUCUCUAGGAUGGCACCUACAAUCUUUGUCUCCGGACCAUGCCGCUCUAACCACUAAGUUAAGUCCUAUUGAAGUCGAAUGCAUUUUGUUACAAUCAUUUCGUAAGAUUUUGAUGAUUUCGCCGUAUGUGUAAUAAGUGGAGACUAUCGCCGCUAGUGGCGGGACCACUUGAUAGGAAUUCGAGGGGGCGGAACUGAGUUUGAAGGACGCAUGUCCGUAGAGGACCCAUCAAGACAACGCCAUCUCCGAGAGAAUCUUCCGCCAUAAGAGACGCGUCGCGUACCCAUAAGUAAUGGCUCUGCUAUAGACUCCUGAUCUCUUCACGGCUGUGUUGGCUUCCCCAUCCCGGUUUUAGGGUAAAUGAAAGCCGAUUUUCAGAGAUUUUAGGGCGUAGCCUGUCAGAAUUGUGAAGUGGAAACGUUAAAAAGAGCCAUCUAGGCUCUCAAAAGUAGCUGAACGUAGUAGCUGACACACUCACUAGAGGCGCUUUAGGAGCUUUAGGCGCUUCCGAGCUAUGGAGCGGGACAUACAGACAUACAAAGUGACAUGGUUUUUAUUUUUCUGCGUAUGCGAUUAUUAGCUUCGCCCUUCGGGCUCGCAAAAAUAUUUAAAAAUAUGUGUUGACAAUUCAAUCUUCAAAGUUCGAAAUUCAGGAAUGUCAAAACUCAAAACUACAUAUGCUAUGUACCGUGUGAUGUGGAAGCAUUGAAGGGUGCCUUACCUGUCUCAUCACUUCAUCAGUAGGAAAAGAAACAAGUAAAGAUAAUUUAACACUUGGUUUUAGAUUUAAUGAGGGAAAUAAAUGUAUUAACGAUUAGGAAGUCCCAGAAGAGCCACGAGAGGCGCUUAAAUUCUUGCUCUUUUUGCACCACUUGACUGUAGAUACUAGAUAGUCCGGACGAGGAUUUUCAGUUUUCGCAUGGCAGUUCAUUUAAAACAAGGAUUAACUUAUUCGUGAUGUUUAGUUGUACGUUUAUCUUUGGAUUUCUUGGUCAUUGGUCGCAGUUUAUGCUUUAUGGUCAACAGUUAAAAAAAUUAUGCAUUGGUCGUAAAAAUCGCGCAGCAUCCGGCAAUGCCAGCCAGAAUCUGUCAAACUUGCGUCUUCUGCUACAAUGCUGUCAUUUGUGCGCGUUUGUGUUCUGCAGUUUCUGCUACUUUACGUACACGUGUUUUCGAUUCUCGUCUCUUCAGAGAAUAGUAAGAAAAAUCAGAAAUAAACAUUUUUCCGGAUGUCCAAAGCUACAAAAAGAAAGCAUGUCACAAAGGAGGUAUUGGAUGAUUAUGUGCUCCCAGAAGAUAAUCAGAAAAUAGUUAAGAUAUUAGGAGGAAAAGGAAAUAAUUUGCAUGAAAUAGAAACUUCUGUAGGUGAAAAAUAUUUAGUUUCUAUGCCAACAAAAUUUAGGAAAAAUGUGUGGAUUAAGCGAGGUGAUUUUGUCUUGAUUCAGCCCAUUGAAGAAGGAGAAAAAGUAAAGGCAGAAAUUGUUGCCAUUCUGUAUGCAGAGCAAAUCAAGUACAUUCAGAGUCAGGGGAAAUGGCCCAAGGAAUUUGUCCCAUUAGCUUCAACAGAAGUUUGUGCAGACAUUAGUUCUGAUGAUGAUGAUAGUUCUUCAGGAAGUGAUGAUUUGUUUGUAAAUACAAACAGACCUCAGUGUGUAUAUGAAUCAACAGACAGUAGUGAAAAUGAAGUAUCUGAUUCUGGUGCCAACAAAGAUGACGAUUAAAAAUAAACUAAAUGUUUUAAUAUG